AUGGUAGAUGCAUCCGAUGAUGAUGGGUUAUCCGAGGGAGAAAUCAGAGAAACUACACCUGAACAAGAGAAUUCUGUGUUUUUAGCUGAUAGUGUUUCGAGCCGACAAGAAAGAUUAGUUUUUUCCCAUUCAGAGAACCAUAAGUAUCCGCGCAAAUCUUCAAUUGCAUACAAUAGAGAUUCAACGUCUAUAGCACAUGGAAAUAACAAAGGAUCGAGACACCGUUAUUCAGAUGAUGAAGACUAUAAAAGGAGGCAUGACGGGGAGGGUAAGCAUGUCUCUAGGCGUCAUGCAAAAAGGUCUCGGAGAAACAAAGUAGAAAUAGAGAGGGAUCAUCAAAAACGGAGUAAAGACGGUGAUUUGAGAGAAAGGAGGUCUAGGGACAGCCAUGGAAGCAAGAAAAAAGACAAGAUUGAGCCUGUACGAGAAAUGGAGCAAACGGUAUUGCUUAUAUCUGAACAGGAGCCAAUUGAAGAGUUACAUGUGUCUCCUGUUGAUGAAGAAGCUUUGAUUGAACAAAGAAGAAAAAAUCGGGAAGCUAUUCUUGCUAAAUAUAGAGGUCAACAUACCCCCUCUCUAAGUUCUCAAACAAAAGUAGAUAUAUCUAUUGUAGUAUCUCCUGAAACGAAUGGACAGCUCUUUAGUGCAUGUUCUCCUCAACAACUAGUCACAGAUACUUCUGAUUUUCAAUUGAUUAAAGAAACAUCUAUGAUUAGUACCCUGCAAGAUGGACAAACGGCUGCUGAUUAUGAUCCAAUGAUUGAUGGAAAAUUGGAUGAAGAACGUCAGCAAUGUAAAAAUAAUGAUGAUGUUAAUGCAGCAACAUAUAAUGAAGUGAAACAAAUAGAAAAUAAUACACUAACUCUCUAUGAGGACAGAUAUGACAAGGUGAAAAUUAAUGAAGCAAAUGUUAAUGAUGAAUUAGAUAUGUUUGCUGAUGAUGACAUGUUUGCUGAUCCUAAACAAACGGAUCAACAAAUACAAAAAUCAAAAAAUGUAAAUGAAACACAAGAAUCUAUAAUUUUUACAGCACGUAAACUUGAUGCUGAAUUAUUAGAUAAUUGGGAUGAUCCAGAAGGUUAUUAUCAUGUUAUAAUAGGUGAACUUUUAGAUGGUAGAUAUGCAGUAAGAUCCAAUCUUGGAAAAGGAAUGUUUUCUGGUGUUGUAAAAGCUGAAGAUUCAAAAACAAAAAAGAUGGUUGCUAUAAAGUUGAUACGUAACAAUGAGACAAUGCGUAAAGCUGGAAUGAGAGAGAUAAAUUUUUUAAAAAAAUUAAUGGAAGCGGACCCAGAUGAUCGAAAGCAUAUUAUACGUUUAGAAAGGCAUUUUGAACACAAAGGCCAUUUAUGUCUUGUCUUUGAAACCCUGAGUCUUAAUUUGCGUGAAAUUCUUAAGAAAUUUGGAAAUGAUGUGGGGAUAAAUUUAAAAGCUGUUAGAGCUUAUGCUCAACAAAUAUUUUUAGGACUUUCGUUAUUAAAAAAAUGCAAUAUUCUUCAUACUGAUCUUAAACCUGAUAAUAUUCUUGUAAACGAGACUAGAAAUUAUUUAAAAAUAUGUGAUCUUGGGUCUGCAACUCUUAAUUCCGAUAUUAAUAUUACUCCAUACCUUGUGAGUCGGUUUUAUCGUGCACCAGAAAUUAUUUUAGGUCUAUCGCUUGACUAUGCGUUAGAUAUAUGGUCAAUAGGAUGUACGUUGUAUGAAUUAUAUACAGGAAAAAUACUUUUUCCUGGUAGAACAAAUAAUCAUAUGCUCAGAUUAAUGAUGGAAUGUCGAGGAAAAUUUAAUCAUAAAAUUAUAAGAAGGGGGCAAUUUAGUAGUAUACAUUUUGAUGAGCAUUUUAAUUUUAUUAGUAUAGAAAAAGAUAAGGUCACAGGAAAUGAUGUUGCAAAAGUCACCAAUAUAACAAAGCCUGUCCGUGAUUUAAGGUCUCGUUUAUCAAAUCAUUUAUCAAAUGAAGAUCCUAAGUUGAUGAAAAAUUUUAUUGAUCUUUUAGAACGAUGUUUGGAUUUGGAUCCUGAAAGAAGAUUGUCUGCUCAUGACGCAUUAAAACAUCCUUUCAUUCGUGGAUAG
Messenger RNA from Pneumocystis jirovecii RU7, 2070 nucleotides. RefSeq lists its product as uncharacterized. Bases 1 to 2070 code for a protein of 689 amino acids. Gene Ontology annotation, molecular function: ATP binding; protein serine/threonine kinase activity. Gene Ontology annotation, biological process: mRNA cis splicing, via spliceosome; peptidyl-serine phosphorylation; peptidyl-threonine phosphorylation. The record is from RefSeq and is a predicted model, not a curated record. NCBI's taxonomy places the organism in Eukaryota, Fungi, Ascomycota, Pneumocystomycetes, Pneumocystales, Pneumocystaceae. The transcript has 8 exons.